This is a messenger RNA of Caenorhabditis elegans, 897 nucleotides long. NCBI's taxonomy places the organism in Eukaryota, Metazoa, Nematoda, Chromadorea, Rhabditida, Rhabditidae. The record is from the annotation of a RefSeq genome assembly.
AUGGCAGAAAACGAUCAAGUUUUACUAUUUUUGGCCCCACUAUCCUUUUUAGGAGUUAUCGUGAACUGGCUAAGUUUCAUCAGUAUUCAUAGACUGAAAGUGUUCAGUCAUUCGUUUGGGUAUUUAUCUUCUAUUCAAGCAUUCGCAGGAGGUUUUCAUUCUACAGUUUUCCUGCUAUACUUUUGUCCCAUGGUGUUGUUAAAUCAACCAUUCCUGAAAGAAUAUUCACAUUUCUGCGGAUUUGUCUUACUUUUCUUCUACGAACUAUCCGUUUCAACUCACUUAUUGGUGUCUAUAAAUCGGCUAUUGGCCGUCUGGUCUCCUUUGUCUUAUAAUAAAAUUUUCACUUUGAAAAACACAAAAAUCAUGGUAAUUUCAUUGUGGUUGUAUAACCUGGUAAACGCCUAUUUGUUCUACAUUAGACUUUGUCAUUUCUACUACAAACCCGACGCUCACUUUCUUACAUUCACAAAUAGCCCGUUAUGCGAUUCAGUUGGUUGGUAUGUAGAUUUUCUGAAGAAUAGUGCCAUUGUAACGAUAUUUAUAAUUCUGGAUAUUAUUACAUUGAUUAAAGUGAAAAGAACUUUCCGGCAUAUCAAACAUCAAGUGAACAGUGCGAAUGCUCUGAAAAUGUCCCGCCGAGAUCGCCGUUUCUUGAAACAAACUGUUAUUCAAGGAUCCGUGUUUUUGAUUGAAAUUCUUUUUUAUUUUUUCAUUCCCCAGAAUUUUGAAGAUCGAUGGAUUGUGUUUUUUGGUACCUCUUUUGCGUGGGUCGCUGUUCCCGUGGCAGAUUUAAUACUGAUCAUUUGUAACCCGGAAAUUAGAAAAUAUAUUUUUAAAAUUUUGUUCCGUCAAUGUAAAUUUUUACGCUUAUCCUGGAAGUUGAUUUUUCAAUAA